Messenger RNA from Guillardia theta CCMP2712, 730 nucleotides. RefSeq lists its product as hypothetical. NCBI's taxonomy places the organism in Eukaryota, Cryptophyceae, Pyrenomonadales, Geminigeraceae. The record is from RefSeq and is a predicted model, not a curated record. The transcript is spliced from 5 exons. Bases 22 to 630 code for a protein of 202 amino acids.
GCAGAGGCCGAGAGAGUUCGCAUGCAGCAGGGCAACAGGUCCUCCUCCCUCUCUUACCGGGCUGAGAACGUCGCGAGGAGAGCUGAAGAGACUCUCCGACUAGCACAGGCAGCUCGCAGCUUGAGUGCCGACAUUAACAGAGUUACAUCUGCAGCCAUGACGACCUCCCCUGCUCAUGACGAGCAGCCGGCAGGAGACGAAGAUGCUCCAGCGCAUCAAGCAACCUUGACAGCAUCUGACGAGGAGGCUGAUGAGCGGGAGAGCCGGGCGGGAGAGCCGAACUUGAGUCUUGAGGGAGAAGUCAGCCAGGCUGAGAGCACUCGCUUGGGCAUGGAGGACAACGAAGCUGCUGAGAGCAGGACUCAUCAUCGGCCAACACUGUACCCAAACGCCCCUGAAGCACAGAGCGACCAGCAAAUGGUACAGACUGCAGGAGAGACAGCAACGAUGGAGGAAGGCGACCUACAUGGCGAGAUCGAGAGGAGGAGGGAGGCAGCCGAGUCGGUCGCAGCAGUGGAAGCAAGAUUGCAUGCGGUGCGGCAAGAGCAGCAGCGGCUGACCCGAACAGUGGUCGAUCUUCGGCAGAGAAUAGAGCGACUAAGAGACACAUCGGGAACCUCUGAGGAGUGAAGAGGAGGAUACAUCCUAGCUACCUGACGACCUCUUCUCUUCCUUCCCCUCCACCUGCUUCUCAUCUUCGACUUGUUAUAUUUGACUUAGUGAUAUCUUU